Pogona vitticeps (central bearded dragon) is the source of this 1463-nucleotide messenger RNA. Lineage: Eukaryota; Metazoa; Chordata; Lepidosauria; Squamata; Agamidae. The record is from RefSeq and is a predicted model, not a curated record.
UGAACAGAAACUACAACUCCCACAAGCCACUGCGAACCCUUUCGGCCUCUUGCCCGCAGGCGAUCUCUCCGGCGUGCUUGCAGCUACGAAAAUGGCCGCAAGUAGCGGUGGCGGCGGCAGCGGCGGCGGCGCCGGGUCUGAGAGUAAUAUUCCGGAGUACGAGACCCCGGAGCUGAAUACUCGCGUGUUCCACGUGGGCUCCUUCGGGGCUCUCUGGAAAUCGGAGCUGCGGCCGGAAGACCUGUCUCUACAGGCGGCGGCGGCGGAUAGCGACGAGGCCGUGGCCGAAGAACUCAGUUGUCCGCCUGAGCUGGCCGCCGAGCUGAGGACGGUGUCCAGAGUUGAUGUAUUGAAGAUUUCUCAUAAGGAAGACACAGAAGUUAUACCUGAAGACACAAGCUUAAUAACUCUCAGCAUUAGACAGAAAGCUCUUGAAAGACGAGAAGAAACCAUCAUGAUAGAUCGUGCAUGUAGACAAGAAACAUUUAUUUAUGAGAUGGAGUCUCAUGCAAUUGGAAAGAAGCCAAAAGAUCUGGUAAACUUAGUCAAGGAGGGAGAGCUUGUUCUAACUCUCAAUAUUUUCUACCCUGUUAUAUUUCAGAAGCAUAAGCUCCGCAAACCGUAUCAGACAAUGUUAGUUCUUGGUAGCCAGAAACUUACUGAGCUGAGAGACGCUAUUUCCUGUGUCAGUGACCUUCAGAUUGGUGGAGAGUUCAGCAGUCAUCCUGAUCAAGCACCAGAAAACAUCAGCAAGGAUCUUUACAAGUCUGCCUUUUUUUAUUUUGAAGGCAUUUUUUAUGAUGAUAGACGGUACCCAGAAUGCAGAGACUUGAGCAGCACAAUUAUUGAGUGGGCAGAAUCUCGUGACAGAGGCUACACAAAUCUUCAGUCUACUAAAAUGGAAGACUACACGUUUAAUGACUUGAACGUUAAAAUCGGCUUUCCGUACCUUUACUGUCACCAAGGAGACUGUGAACAUAUUGUUAUCAUUACAGAUAUCAGGCUUAUUCAUCGAGAUGAUUGUCUGGAUAGGGGCCUCUAUCCCUUGUUAACCAAGAAACAUUGGCUGUGGACCAAGAAAUGUUUUGUAUGCAAAAUGUAUACAGCCAGAUGGGUGACCAACGAAGACAGCCUUGCUCCGCAGGACCCUUCUUUUUUUUGUGAUGUUUGUUUCCAAAUGCUCCAUUAUGAUACAGAUGGCAACAAAUUGGGAGAAUUCCUUGCCUAUCCUUAUGUUGACCCUGGGAUUUUCAACUAAGGGUCUAUUGAGAAGGAAGAUGACAAAUUGUGAUAGUCUUCAGUAGCUGCUAGAACAUGGACGAUCAAAAACUGCAGUUAAGCUGUGACCAAACAGUAUUUUUUUAGUCAUGCUUGUUUGUAUUUAUCUUGCCACCCAUUCAGAUAGUGACGGCAUACAGAAAGUACAGAUCAUGUUAAGUAUUAAAGCUGCAUGUGUGUGUGUA